Raphanus sativus (radish) is the source of this 972-nucleotide messenger RNA. Its product is annotated as glutathione S-transferase F10. Bases 151 to 798 code for a protein of 215 amino acids. Gene Ontology annotation, molecular function: glutathione transferase activity; glutathione binding. Lineage: Eukaryota; Viridiplantae; Streptophyta; Magnoliopsida; Brassicales; Brassicaceae. The transcript has 3 exons. The record is from RefSeq and is a predicted model, not a curated record. Gene Ontology annotation, cellular component: cytoplasm.
CACACUUGUUUUUUCUUUAACAACUUUAAACAAGUGCGACUGCGUUUACAAUACGACUGCAAACGCAGCUAAGCGGUUUCCCUAUAAGAUCACGUCGUGCGAGAGCGAUAUUUAGAACUGAUAUAGGGAAGAAAGAAGAAGAAAUUAAGGAUGGUGUUGACAAUCUAUGCGCCUUUAUUCGCAUCUUCCAAGAGAGCUGUGGUGACGUUAGUGGAGAAGGGAGUAGAGUUCGAGACUGUCAAUGUUGAUCUCUUGAAAGGAGAGCAGAGGCAGCCUGAGUAUAUUGCCAUUCAGCCUUUCGGUAAGAUCCCUGUGCUCGUCGACGGUGACUACAAAAUCUUUGAGUCGCGUGCCAUCAUGAGGUACAUAGCAGAGAAAUACAGAUCACAAGGACCAGACUUGUUGGGAAAGACAAUUGAAGAGAGGGGACAAGUGGAGCAAUGGCUUGACGUGGAAGCAACAAGCUACCAUCCACCACUACUAGCACUAACGCUGAACAUUGUCUUUGCACCACUCAUGGGCCUUCCUGCUGAUGAGAAAGUUAUAAAAGAGAGUGAAGAGAAGCUUGCUGAAGUGCUUGACGUGUACGAAGCACAGCUUUCAAAGAACGAAUACUUGGCUGGAGAUUUCGUGAGUCUAGCUGAUUUGGCUCACCUUCCCUUCACCGAGUACCUUGUGGGUGCUAUUGGGAAGGCUUAUAUGAUCAAAGAUAGGAAGCAUGUGAGCGCGUGGUGGGAUAAGAUUAGUAACCGUGCUGCGUGGAAGGAAGUUUCUGAGAAAUACGCAUUGCCGGUUUAGGAAGAAAAAAACAAUGAGUCGAUGUGGUUUGUUUGUUGUUGUGAUGUUGAUUUGGGGUUUGUGUGAGGCUUUCUGUACUGUGUGGGUGUCUGGUUUCAGUUUAAUGUCUUUUGGUUCUAAUAAAAACUCUGUUUUAUAAAUAUCAAAGGUUGUAAUAAAAGAAUCCUUCCUUUA